Molecule: messenger RNA, 2420 nt
Organism: Eptesicus fuscus (big brown bat)
Lineage: Eukaryota; Metazoa; Chordata; Mammalia; Chiroptera; Vespertilionidae
Gene: SLC5A5
Product: solute carrier family 5 member 5
Exons: 15
Coding region: 341-2269 (642 amino acids)
Biological process (GO): sodium ion transport; iodide transmembrane transport
Cellular component (GO): membrane
Molecular function (GO): symporter activity
Source: RefSeq, a predicted model, not a curated record
CCUCCUGCUGUCAGCGCUGAGCGCGCCUCCCGGGAGCGGGACGGAGCCCAGGCGGCAGACACGCGGCUUCACGGGCGGGCAGCCCGACGGAGGGGGAGGCGAGGUGGACCGACAGACAGACAGACAGACAGCGGAGGCAACCGCGCAGACGGAAAGGGGAGACCGGGAGGCAGCGGGCCACAGGGAAGGCCGCCAGGAACCGCAGGGAACAGGCGUGCGCCUCGCGGCGGAGGCCGAGCAUCCUCCCACCUCCGCUCGGUCCCUGCCUCCGCCGCCGCCUACCUCCCCGGCGGGCGCGCGGGGUGGGCGGGGUCGCGCUUGGUCCCUGCACCUGCACUUCAUGGCCGCCGUCGGGGCGGGGACGCGGGCCACGUUUGGAGCCUGGGACUAUGGGGUCUUCGCUCUCAUGCUCCUCGUGUCCAUGGGCAUCGGGCUGUGGGUGGGGCUGGCGCGGGGCGGACAGCGCAGCGCGGAGGACUUCUUCACGGGGGGCCGGCGCCUGACCGCCCUCCCCGUCGGCCUCUCGCUGGCCGCCAGCUUCAUGUCGGCCGUGCAGGUGCUGGGCGUGCCCGCAGAGGCCUACCGCUACGGCCUCAAGUUCCUCUGGAUGUGCCUGGGCCAGCUGCUCAACUCCCUGCUGACCGCUGCCUUCUACCUGCCCGUCUUCUACCGCCUGGGCCUCACCAGCACAUACCAGUACCUGGAGCUUCGUUUCAGCCGAGCUGUGAGGCUUUGUGGGACCCUGCAGUACCUGAUGGCCACAGUGCUAUACACUGGCAUCGUGAUCUACGCCCCUGCACUCAUCCUGAACCAAGUGACCGGGCUAGACAUCUGGGGGUCACUCCUGUCCACUGGAGUCAUCUGCACCUUGUACACCACUGUGGGCGGCAUGAAGGCUGUGAUCUGGACUGAUGUGUUCCAGGUUGUGGUGAUGCUGGCUGGCUUCUGGGUUGUCCUGGUUCGUGGGACCAUGCUUGUGGGCGGGCCCAGGCAGGUGUUCAAGCUUGCCCAGAACCACUCCCGGAUCAACCUGUUGGACUUUGACCCAGACCCACGGAGUCGGUACACAUUCUGGACUCUUACGGUGGGCGGCACGUUGGUGUGGCUCUCAAUGUAUGGCGUGAACCAAGCACAGGUGCAGCGCUAUGUGGGUUGCCGCACAGAGAAGCAGGCCAAGCUGGCCCUGCUCAUCAACCAGCUGGGCCUGUUCCUGAUUGUGUCCAGUGCUGCUGCCUGCGGCAUCGUCAUGUUCACACUCUAUAUGGACUGCGACCCCCUCCUCACAGGGCGUAUUUCUGCCCCCGACCAGUACAUGCCCCUGCUCGUGCUGGACAUCUUCAAGGACUUGCCUGGAGUCCCUGGCCUCUUUCUGGCCUGUGCCUACAGUGGCACCCUCAGCACCGCAUCCACCAGCAUCAAUGCCAUGGCUGCGGUCACUGUGGAGGACCUCAUCAAACCGCGGCUGCCCGGCCUGGCACCCCGCAGGCUCGUCAUCGUCUCCAAGGGGCUCUCGCUCAUUUACGGCUCGACCUGUAUCUCCGUGGCGGCUCUGUCUUCACUGCUGGGGGGCGGGGUCCUCCAGGGCUCCUUCACUGUCAUGGGCGUCCUCAGCGGCCCCCUCCUCGGAGCCUUCACCCUGGGGAUCUUCCUCCCCGCCUGCAACACGCCGGGCGUGCUCUCCGGGCUGCUGGCGGGCUUGAUCGUCUCCCUGUGGGUGGCCGUGGGCGCCACUCUGUACCCGCCCACAGCGAGGACCAUGGGGGUCCUGCCGUCCUCCGCUGCGGGCUGUGCGGGGCCCGCCGCCAACGCCUCUGGCCUCCUGGGCCGGCUCCUCAUCGCCAACGCCUCCGGUGCGGCCACCAGAAUGGACCCUGGUCGACCCACCUUGGCUGACAGCUUCUACGCCAUUUCCUAUCUGUAUUAUGGUGCCCUGGGCACACUGAGCACCGUGCUGUGUGGAGCCCUCAUCAGCUACCUGACGGGCCCAACCAAGCGCAGUGCCCUGGGUCCUGGUUUGCUGUGGUGGGACCUCACAUUGCAGACAGCAUCAGUGGCUCCCAAGAAAGAAGUGGCUACCCAGGAUGACAGCUUGGUGAAGGGGGCCGAGGAACUGCCGCCCAGGGCCAAGAGGCCUCCUGGCUUCCUGCCCACGAACGAGGACCAGCUGCUCUUCCUGGGGCAGAAGGAGGUGAAUGGAGCUAGCUCUGGCUCUUGGAACCCCGGCAGAGGACGUGAGGGUGGUCGUGACCUGCGGGAGACAGACCUCUGAACCAGCACAGGAUUGGCCGCCUGGAAUGGAAACUCAUGGGGAAGCCCCACCUCCAGUCAGCAGUUAGUCUUAGAUGCUGUACCCCUGUAAGCACCCCCAAAAUGAGGCUGGAAUUUUCCAUACCUACAAUAAAAAGAUGUUGGAAUCCCCU